Molecule: messenger RNA, 1744 nt
Organism: Cuscuta epithymum
Lineage: Eukaryota; Viridiplantae; Streptophyta; Magnoliopsida; Solanales; Convolvulaceae
Source: the annotation of a GenBank genome assembly
AAUUGGACACGCGGAGUUCACUAGAGAUCAGAAUCAAUUCCAAAACGGUAUGUAUGAGUAGAAGAUUUAAUAUUCGUAAAAGCAUUUGAAUGCCAUAUAUAUUCCAUGAUAUCUCCUUGUUUCAUUUAAUCGGAUUGACAUUCAGUGUAUUAUAUAUGGAUUUCAUAAAAUGCAAGUUCACUAAUCAUUCAUGAAUACAAAUGCUAGAUAUCCGAAUUUGUCAUAUAGAUUUAUUAGGUUAAUGUUAUAUUGAUAAGUGAAUGCCACUUUCCUGGAUUAUAUGAUGGAAUGCGAAUGCCAUAAGUAAAUGUGUUUGGAAGAUAGAUUUUGUUAGGUUGAUGUUAGAUAGAGAAGUAUGGAAUCUGAUGUGAGCAUUGUGUAGUGAAUCAUGACAUUUGAGAUUGUCAAGUGAUGUGUACAUGGCAUAUUGGUGUGAUACUUUUGAUUUUUUUUUGCAUAAAAUGUACUUGGAUUAUAAGUGAAUGCCACUUGUCUGGAUUAUAUGAUGGAAUGCGAAUGCCAUAAGUAAAUGUGUUUGGAAGAUAGAUUUUGUUAGGUUGAUGUUAGAUAGAGAAGUAUGGAAUCUAAUGUGAGCAUUGUGUAGUGAAUCAUGACAUUUGAGAUUGUGCAAGUGAUGUGUACAUGGCAUAUUGGUGUGCUAUUUUUUAUUUUUUUGCAUACAAUGUACUUGGAUUAUAAGUGAAUGCAACUUGCAUGGAUUAUAUAUAUGAUAGAAUACAAAUGCCAUAGGUAAAUGUAUUUGAAAGAUAGAUUUUGUUAGCUUGUUGUUAGAUAGAGAAGUCAAGAAUCUGAUGUGAACAUUUUGUUGUCAAUUUGGAAGUUAUAUGAAAGCCAGUAGGAUGCUAUGGAACAUUUGUAUUUUUUUAAGUAAAAAAAUGACAUAUUGAUGGCAUUCUAUAGUACUUUUUAAGUUUUUUUUUUUAGUUUUCACAACUCUGUAUUAAUGAUAAAUUAAUAGACAAUGACAAGGUACUUCAAGAGGAAUAUGCUGGCUAAACUGGAUGACAUGCGUGUCAAUUCAUUCUGCAACCUUCUUAAAGUCAUGGAAAGAGUAAGGCAAAUUUUAAACCAAGAGGAAAUAGCUGAUUUCAGAACAACUGUGUUUGGGUGGCUGAUUGAUUUUGAUAAUAUCAGUUACGUUAGUGGACAAUUGCAGCUUGCCUUUGUAGCUAACUAUGUCAGAUAUGUCAAUGGGUUGGUUGACCAGAACGCAAUGAGAUUUCAUAUAAAGAAAAGUGUAGUAAGCUUCACAAAACAGGAUCUAGCAAUAGUUACUGGUCUGAAAUUGAGUGGGGUGAAGCCAGUUAUGUCAGAAAAACCAACUGGAGAUAUCUGGACACGAUAUCUUGGAGGAAAGACAUUAGUGACAAGAAAUGAUAUUCUAAAGGUGCUAAAUAAAUACAAAAGCACUAAUGAAGGGACAAUGAGGUAUGAUGGUGUCAAGUUAGCACUCCUGUAUGUGCUUUCACAUGGGUUCUUAGGAAAUCAAACAUCUAGGCCAAUGGAAGCUUACUACUUGAAUCUGGUUGAUAAUUUGGAGGACUUUAAAGCUUACCCAUGGGGAGAGGUUGUGUGGAAUGAGUUGCGAAGUUAUAUGAAACAAAGCUGUGAAGCAUUGGAAAACUGCACAGGUACAAGAGUUACAUUCCCUGGGUGCAUGAUUGCAUUACAAGUGUGGGCAUUUGAAACCUUUCCAAGUCUGUCAAAAGCCGGUUUAUGCAAA